This is a messenger RNA of Dendroctonus ponderosae (mountain pine beetle), 2658 nucleotides long. RefSeq names its product oocyte zinc finger protein XlCOF8.4. Bases 248 to 1498 code for a protein of 416 amino acids. The record is from RefSeq and is a predicted model, not a curated record. Gene Ontology annotation, biological process: regulation of DNA-templated transcription. The transcript is spliced from 7 exons. NCBI's taxonomy places the organism in Eukaryota, Metazoa, Arthropoda, Insecta, Coleoptera, Curculionidae. Gene Ontology annotation, molecular function: RNA polymerase II cis-regulatory region sequence-specific DNA binding; DNA-binding transcription factor activity, RNA polymerase II-specific.
AAGCAUACUGACUUAAGAUCAUUCAGUUGGUUCUUGAUUUUUCCGCACGCAACACAUUGUCUUUUUGCCCACCACCGAAGGAACAGCAGCACGGUGGUUAGAAAAUUUCGAAAAAAUUCCUCUCGCCUUCAGAAAAAAUCACCGGCAUUUUCCAUUGCCAUUGUCAGUGCUUCCGGAUCAUCUGCUUAAAUUAUUUCUGCGAAAAUUUCCCUGAUUGCGGUGAAAAAGUACCGGUAACAGUGUCGGAAUGCCGCGAGCUUUUUUAAUGACCCAUCGACGAUAUCUUACUGGGGAGGAAGAGGGCGAGAACCAAAAAGCUUUGAGUCCCGAACACUCGGUGAGCACAGCUGAAGCAAUCCAGGAUAUCCAGAUGUCGGACAGUAGCUCGGAUCUACCGGACGAGCUCUAUAAUUUGACGAAACUGGCGGAAGUAGCUGUGGCAACCGGCCAGAUUCUUGAGCGCAGAAAUCAGCAAUUCAUUGGCCCGGAUUUCGAAAACCACCAUCUCCAGGAGCUGCAAAGCAUGGAUGAGCGGGACCGCGAACGAGAAAAACACUUCAUCACCUACACCCACAAGCUGUUCGACAAGAGCUCCAGAACACCCAGACAUCACUUACUUAAGACUGAACAAAUUAACCAAACCCUAUUUAACCUAUCCAAAGCACAACCGGUGAUACUACCACAUAGCAGUACCAGCGAGAUCUCAAGCACCAGCAGCACUUCUUCGGAGUCGAACGACCACGAGUGCCAAGAGUGCGGCAAAAGAUACAGCACAUCCAGCAACUUGGCUCGCCAUCGACAAACGCACCGAAGUCCAGCGGAUAAAAAGGCUAGAAGAUGUCCACAUUGCGACAAACUCUAUGUGAGCAUGCCCGCCUACUCCAUGCACGUACGCACUCACAACCAGGGCUGCAAGUGCCAAUAUUGCGGAAAAUGCUUCUCCAGGCCGUGGCUGUUGCAAGGACACAUCAGAACUCACACAGGAGAGAAGCCGUUCAGAUGUACGAUCUGUUCCAAAGCCUUUGCCGAUAAGUCGAAUCUCCGAGCCCACAUCCAAACCCACUCCAACACCAAACCUCAUGUUUGUGGGCGAUGCGGAAAGGCCUUCGCCCUCAAGUCGUACCUGUACAAGCAUGAGGAGUCGUCCUGUCUGAGGAUCAACCGACACUCAUCCAGAGAAAACACGCCAGACAAAGAAAAGCCUGUUGUUUCGCCCACUCCGGUUAUAGUGGCAGCCAAUAGAUUGGCUGACUCAGUGAUACGCGGUGCAGAAGCGGUGAGAUCGCCCAUGCUUUAUCGAUCUACAGUGAUAUCCCCAAAUCCCGAACGGAUACUCUACAGCACGAUUAAGCAUCCUUCAAUGGUGCUGAAUGCUGCAGUGUUCAAUCACAUGCUAGCUCAAGAACAGCCGAUGGACUUCUCCAAAAAAUCCUUCGGAGGAAGCAAAGCAGCUGGAAGAGGCGCUGGCAGUUACCCUUUGAUGGCUAUCAAGGUUUGAUAUAUCAAAACAGCUGAAUGGAAGCGAUUCCUCAAAUAAAGCGACAAUGUUUAUGGCGCUGAGAAAAGCGGACCAAGAAAUGUAGAUAAUAUUUAAAAUUCCUUCAAGGGGCCACAAUGUAGUCUCAUUUUAGAAUAUAUUGGAAAAAUUAAGCUUAGCGCAUGAAUGAGAUUGUGAAAGACAUUUGCCCUCCUCUUACAUGGUGAAGCCUUUAAAGGGUUGGAUCAAGCAGCAGUGGCCUUAAAAAGCUUUUAAUUUAAGUGUUGAAUCUGUGAAUUCUCAUAUGUGCCAAUUAGUCGUAAUCUAGUUUGUUCCUUUAGUCUAUUUGAGUAAGAUUUUUAAUUACGGUGCUUAUUUAUUUUCUUGUACAUAUACGUACGAUUGCAUGUGUCCUGCGGGCAGCUGGUACUUAAAAAAUCUCAAUUAGGGCGUUAAUAGACGACUCGAAAUUGCUUAGGAAAUAGGUUUAUUAUAAAAGUACUAUUAGCCGAUAUGUAACAGGGUUUUUGUUAGUUUUAGAUUAUUUUUAAUUAUUUUUCUGCUCUUCGUUAAGCUUCUAGUGGGUGCAAACAAAUUAACACAUGUUUGUACAUGCUUUGAAAAAACAUGUUUGUACAACUGAAAUGGGAGUAUUACUAGUCUGAACACACCAUUUGCAGAAAACUUCCGCAGUUUUCGUUCAAAAUGGUGUCGCGCAACUUUCUUAGUCAUUAUUUUUAAGUUUACUAUUAUUAUUAUUAUUUAUUGACUUGCUUAAUUUCUCGAUUUUGUUUGUUAUAUCGGCUAAUGAUAUAACGCGCCUAGUCAUUAUUCUUAGAUGUUUGCCUAUCAUUUACCAUUUUUGUAUAUAAACGGAAAUCUCGGCCGGUUUGUGCAAUAUUGACAUGCCCUGAAAGUAUAUCGAAAACUAUUUAUAAAGCAUAUAAAUGCCAACAAUGUAUGUUAGUAUGUAUGUAUGUAUGUAGAGUCAUUCCGAAGUAUUUAUCAAUUGUUUAGUACUAGUUAAGUGUUCAGAGUGAGUGUGGCAAAACAAUAGAAACAUGCAUCAAUGUUUUGCAUUCCUCCAAACUAUAUUUAUAGAAAUCGAGAUGUUGUUCUCAUCAUGUAAUCCACAAUUUUGUGUACUUUUAUACAGUCUAAAUACAUAAAUUUUUAUCGAA